Eptesicus fuscus (big brown bat) is the source of this 1302-nucleotide messenger RNA. It is a transcript of the gene SKA2, whose product is annotated as spindle and kinetochore associated complex subunit 2. The record is from RefSeq and is a predicted model, not a curated record. Gene Ontology annotation, molecular function: microtubule binding. Gene Ontology annotation, biological process: mitotic cell cycle; cell division; chromosome segregation. The coding region runs from base 225 to 590 and encodes 121 amino acids. The transcript has 4 exons. NCBI's taxonomy places the organism in Eukaryota, Metazoa, Chordata, Mammalia, Chiroptera, Vespertilionidae. Gene Ontology annotation, cellular component: outer kinetochore; spindle microtubule.
UAUACAGCAACCAACCCUCCGGCGGCAUUUUGUGUCUCGGCCCAACUGGAAAAGGUGUUUCAUGAGGAGAGGCGUUGCCUAAUCGCCAGUGGGCGGGCGCCGGUGGAGCGGACGAGCCAAUGAGUGCAAGACGUUGAGUGACAGCUGUCCAAUAGGGACCCUCAGUGCUGGCAUGGUUUGCGCCUUAGGCGCCGCCGGGGCCUGAGGAAUGUCAACUAUUCAACAUGGAGGAGGAGGUCGAUAAGCUGGAAUUGAUGUUCCAGAAAGCUGACUCUGAUCUGGAUUACAUUCAGAACAGGCUGGAAUAUGAAAUCAAGACUAAUCAUCCUGAUUCAGCAGGCGAGAAAAAUCCAGUUACACUCUUACAGGAAUUGUCAGCAAUAAAGUCCCGAUAUCAAACUUUGCAUGCACGCUUUAAGCCAAUUGCUGAUGAGCAGAAAGAGACUAAGAGCCGCAUUUAUGCUACUUUCAAUAAGACUAUGACCAUGAUACAAGAACUACAAAAGCAAACAGACCUGGAGCUGUCACCACUGACCGAAGAAGAGAAAACUGCGGUACAGCAAUUAAAAUCUCACAUGUCAGAUUUAUGAAGAAAUGGACUUGCAAAAGGGAACUCUGGUGGAGAAGAGAUCAAUUCCAGAGAUAUUUAGGAAAAUGUCUUGUUAGCAUAUGGAGGUGGAGUAUGGUGAAAGAGAAGAUUUGGCCUGGGUGACUGGAUAGUGAUGCCUUUCACAAGAGGGAAAUAUAAGGACCGAUAUGAAUACAUUUCAGUCAAAAGGAUGGAAUGGGAAAAGGUUUAAAUAUAUGCACACUUAGUUUUGCAAUUUCAGGCAAGGAAGUCUUAACACUAUUUUGUAUCUGUUUUUGUAUAAUCAGGAUAACAAAGAUGUCCUAUCAUAAAAGAAUGUUUAUGUACUAUCAGUCAAAUGUGAAUGAAUGUGCAUUGGAAAUUAAAGAUGGAAAAAUAUUUGUAUUAUAUUAUACAUUAUAUAUAUGUAUAGAAUUUUCUAUUUUUGAAAAUUUUAAUUGAAGAUGUGGUCACAUUAUCGGUGAGAUUGCUAAGUGACCUAUAGUGUCCCAUAAAACGUAAUCUUUGUAAUAAGCUGGUUUUCCUGUGACAGCCUCUUUUAUUUUUGUCCUAUUCCUUCUGCUUGGUAAUGUUGAGCAAUAUGAGUUCUGCUUUCAAAUGCUGUUUUAGGUUGUCUUUAUUGAAUUUCUUUUAAAAAACAUUUAAAAUCAAUAUUUUUAUCAUUUUGUUCUUUAUUGAGCUAUUUUGUUGAUAAAAUGUAGUCCUUUGAUUGC